AUGGGUGCAUGUGCAAGCACUAGUAAUGCAAAUAACAAUAUUGUUACUAUCACUUCAAAGACAGUUGCAGGAGAAUGGUUUGGUCAGUAAGUCCUGGAUAUUGCUGAUCUUCAUGAGAAGGAACUUGAGUUCGAAGUUAGCAUCUAUCAAAUUAAACUAAGAGAGCUAGCUCAAAGCUUGAAUUGCUAUUUAGAAAUUCAGAUUGAUGACGAUCCAGAAUUAAAAUUUGAGACUAGUGUCUCAAUGAAUAGUAAUAAUGUCUAGUGGAAAAAUUUUGAGAAAAGUUUCAAAUAUAAAUGUGUUUACGAGAAUCUUUAAAAAAAGUUCUUAGAGGUCAGACUUAUGUCCUUUGCUAAGAAUAAAUACGAGAGCUAAGUGAAAUCUCUAUACAGAGUAGAUCUCUACACCUUAGCUAUUGGCCCGGUUCAUCACUCAAUUGAAUUAUGUGAUAGAUAAAAGAAAUAUGUUGGUAAGCUAUCAUGUGAUGUUGUAUUUUCUGAAAUCAAGUAAGUUGAGGUGAAGCUAGAUGAAGUGCAUGUUAAGUUCGAUGAACACAAAGAUGAAGCUUAUAAUAUUAACUUCAAUGUGAUCACCUUCUAAAAGGUCUUUGAGUCAAAUACCUCUUCCACUAAAAUCAGUAAGAUUACUCAAGGACAAGAUAAUGCUGUUGUCAAUUGGGUCUUUGAUUCUAAGCAUUUGCAUAUUGGCAAAAAUGAAGAUGAGGAUUAAAAAGAAAAAGAUGAAGUUAAGAAUUAAGUUCGAUCAAUGCACUAAUAAACACUAGAUCUCCUUUAAGAUAGUUAGUUGGAAAAUAAUGAAUCACCAUAUUGCUUGUUUAAAUUAUCUAUGGAUAAAGUCAGAUACACCUCGAUGAAGUUCAAAAUCUGGGAAGACAAGUUCUUUAAAUUGGAAUUGCAAAAGAAGCAUAUUCAUCUUGAUGAUAUUAAGAUUGAUAUGGCAAAGAAAUUAACAAAUGAUGCAAGCCAAGUUUCAAACAAUUCAACAGGAAAAAGUGCUGGACCAAGAAUAAAAAGUGAAGGGAAUAAAAUUGAUUAAGUUCAUUCCUUUUAGAAAUAAGAUUCAAUCAGGAUUAAUGAAGAUGCAAAGGAUUUCUAUGCUCCAGGUCAUCACUAACCUUAUGCAAAGAAAUAAUCCAAGCAUUUGGAUUAAAGAGAAAAUCAAAGUUCUGAGCUAAUGUCAGAAUGCUAUAUUGGAUUCGCUAAACUACUAAAUGAAGAGAUGAGAGCAUUUGACUUAAAGGAUUCUAUGAUAUUUGAUACCAUGAGAAUAAACUCAUUGGGAGGUAAAAACAAUGGAAGUGGUACAAUAAAUGGUAGAAUCUUAAGUAAUGCAGAUUUACAAAGAAAAUCUUCUUAAGAUGUAAUAAAAUCAGCAUUUGCAUCUUCAAAAAAGAAAUAGUUUUCAGAAAAAUUAUGGUUCUGUGGUCAAUGUAUUGGAGAAAUAUCUGGAACUUUAACUUUUUUUAAUCUUCCAAUCCUCUAUCAAAUGAAGGUAGGAGUCCUGACUAAGAGUGGAAUCCAAUUUAGUUCAAAGCCUAUUUUGUUAGAGUCAUAAUUGACUAAUUAAAAACUAUCCAAAGAUGGUGAUUCUUAAAUAAAAAAGAUCAAUGUCCUGAAGGAUAAAUUGAUCCUCUCAGACACUGGAAAAGUUAAAUAGAGACUAACAUUAUAUGAAAAAGUAUAGAUAUUUUAGGAGCUUGCAUCUCUACUCGUUUAGACCCACAAGAAUUCAAUGAUGUCAUUCAUUUACUCAAAUGAAGUUGAGCUAAUUAAAGCUUAAAAAAUAUUCAUAGACCUUGGUCUUCACUGUAUGACUUUCUCUGAAUAUGUCGACUUUGAUUAAAGAGAGUACUAUUAUUCAACACUCUGCCAUAUUAUGAGAAGAAGUGAACUUGAUUUAGGAUAAAUGGGCUUCCAAUAAAAUUAAACUACUGCUUAAAACAAUGAUAAAAAUAUGAGAGAAAUCUUCAAGAAAAAGCUUAAAGUUGCCACAAAUUAUCAGUUAUUCCAGCACGAAGCACUAUAAAUGGGUAUUGAGAAACUAAACAUGAAAGGUGUAGAUGUUUACAAGAGAAAUUUUGUUGAAAUCAUCAUGUCUAUUAGUUAUUUCAGAGUACCUGAAUUCAGAGAGAGAUUUUUAAGCAUUAUUCUGGCUAAAAGUGAUGGUGUUAUUGAAGAAUGGAGAAACACAGAAGGUUUUACCUUAGAGAAGGACAGUAAUGAUGAAAAUGAGUUUGCAAAUGCAGCUAUUAUGAGGAUGUUUGAUUGGAAAACAUUUUGCUAUGAUUAGAUUCCUGAAAACUAACAAGAAUAAGCAGUUGAAAUCUUGUAAAGAGCUUUGGGAUCAGAUAAAUGGAAGUUAAGAAUACAAAAAAGAGGUGUAGCCUUCUUUCUGAUUAUUAAGCAAUGGGCUAUAUAUGUGAAGAACACACUUGUCAGCAACAAUGUCAGUUGGAAGGAUGUUCCAGGGUAUAGAACAAUUUUAAAAUCUAUUUUACUAGAAAUGAAAGAAAGAGAUAUUGCAUAUUAUCCCGAAGCUUUGAAAGAAACUACAUGCGCAAUGCUAUACAAUGAAAAACUUUUAAAUAUUUUUGUGACUAUUGUCCUGAAAAAGACACAUGCAUUUGACACACCUGCUGUAAGCAGUGCUCUCGAUUUAAUUGCGUCUUGGUUUACUACUAUAAAUAGAAAUAAAUAGUUACUACCUCCUUAAUUUGACUAUAUGCUUCUUUUUAAAGCCAUUAAAAUUCUAAUGGAUCUAGAUCACGGAAUGUCAACAGCUAAAUGUAUCUGGCUACUCUUUAAAAUUACUCAUAUCAUUCCAGUCAAAUAAAGAUCUGCAAUGUUAUAAGAAAUACUAAGCCAUGAAAAAUUCUUCCAUUAUUUCUUCCAUUGGUCCUACAAUGUAAGAAUGGUAUUCUACUAUUUCUAUUUCUUCUAACUUUAUCACACUUUAAUGCCAAGAAAAGAGGGUGUUGCUGGAGAUUUAACUGAUGGUUAAGGGUUAACAUCCAGAGCUGCUAGAUUUAGUGACGAUUAAUUCUUCGGUAUUUCAAAUGCCAAAAACACUAUCAAUGGCUAGGGAACUGUUAGAAUUCAAGGCGAUAAUGUAUUGGGUAACAAUAAAAAAGUACAAAAAGUAAACAUUCAAAGAUUCUAAAGCGAGUCUUAAUUUUCUAAAACUAUUCAAAAGAAACCUGCUAAGUAGAGCUCACUUGAGGGGAAGAUUGAAACUGUCAAUCUUUAAAGUAAAGAGGAGAUGAUUGAGAGAUUAAGAGAGCUAGUUGCCAAUAAAAACUCCACUGGCUCUGUACUUUUGAAAAACUCAAGAUUGAAUUAAGGAGAGAGUAUGUCUAAGUUUUAGUAAAAGUUCAUUAGAAGAAAUACUUAGAUCUAGUAAUUAGUUAAGUUGACUGAUAAAAUCAAAGCCUAUAUUAAGAGUAAUAAGGAAAAGCUGAUGAAGCAAAAGAAUUAGGAUGAACAAAAAAUAUUUGAAAUUAAGAUCGCAAAUAAUCCAAGGAUAAGAGAACAUGCUAUGAGUAGGCAAGCUAGCAAAAUUACCAUUGCAAAGGAAUUGUCUGUUCCAUAGAUGUAAUACUCGGCCUCCUAUGUCACCGAGAGUGAGGAUGAAGAUUUCAGUGUUCCAGAGGAGAGAGAUUGGAAAAAAGAUGUAGAACAAUUAAAGAGAAGAACUGGUGACUUUAACAUUAAAAACUACAUUCAUGUUCUUACUGAAGAGGAACAAGCAAAUUACAACAAAAUCAUUUAAAAGAUUCCAGAAACAAACAGAAUCUAUAUUCAAUACUCAUUGAGAAAGCAAUUCAAAAAGAUUUCUGACGAAUAUAUUAAAUGGCUAAGCUAACACGAUAAUGCAACCGAUGAGAUUCUAGAUUUUCCAGAUAUUGCAGUCAAAGUGCCCAGAGAUGAAGCAGAAACAAAUGUAGUCUCAGAUGAAUGGUGA
This is a messenger RNA of Stylonychia lemnae, 3981 nucleotides long. NCBI's taxonomy places the organism in Eukaryota, Ciliophora, Spirotrichea, Sporadotrichida, Oxytrichidae. The record is from the annotation of a GenBank genome assembly.